CUAAUUUAGGCUGAUGGUAAUGUUAGGUUUGGGACAUGGUUUGAUUUGGUCUACAACAAGGUCAUCCUUAGAUCGGCUUUGUUUUUAAAUAAAAUUUUGAAAUCAAAAACAUAAAAUUAAUCUAUCUUAAGAUUGAAUUCCCCCUGCAGAAAGAUUGGCAUGAAGCUUCAGCCUUACGACUUUAAAUCAUCCAUCGCGUUAGAAAGAAACAUACCAACGUCAAUAGUUUAUCUCGGAUACAUUAAAAGUCUUACAAAAUUAACGUUUUUUUUAUCGGGACACGUAUUUGGACGACACUUCUUAACGGAAAACGGCUUUGUCAAAAUAAGUUUGAUGAUAAAAUUAUUAAUUCUGUAUUAUAUUCGAGUAGUUUAUUUUCGGAAUCUUAUUUUCAUUUUUAAUUUUUAAAUGAUAUAAAUUAUAUUGUUUAUAAUUUCGCAUUAGUACUUGUCGUCGAAUAGUGUCAAAGACUUCUAAAUUCGCUUGGUUUAAAUAUACAGUGGAUCAUGUGGUAGUGAUAACUGAUGCAUUUAUUACUUUUUUUUUUCAUUAAUUUAAUUAUUACAUAUUUUAUAAAUAAAAACAAGAAUUAUCUGUUAUAUAUAA
This is a messenger RNA of Rhizophagus irregularis DAOM 181602=DAOM 197198, 606 nucleotides long. Lineage: Eukaryota; Fungi; Glomeromycota; Glomeromycetes; Glomerales; Glomeraceae. The record is from RefSeq and is a predicted model, not a curated record.